UGUUCUGUGAUUCCGCGAACGUCCCGGCGUGCUCCGCGCCUCCUCAACCACUUCCGGGGCGGGAGCAGGGCCGUGGGUCCAGCCGCUGAGGCAGCCGGCGUGGAGGGCUCCCGGGCGCGCGCGGCGCAGCGUGGGUCCAGCCGGAGGAGCGCAGCAGCCAGCGGGCGUGCAGUCGGCGGCGGCAGAUAGCCGAAGGCGACCCAGGACCUGAGGUCCGCGCAGGUAGGGUCCACCGCGGCCCGGCCCCGCCUGGUGCCGCACCUGCUGCCCACCUGCGCCGCCCGCCGCGGGGCGUCCCAGCCUGCGACUCGCUCGCUCAGCUCUGUGGGUCAGGACUGCUCCGGUUGAAGGUUCACACCUGCAAAGUGAGAGCUGCUUGGACUCAGCCCUGCCAGCUGUGCAAGGAAAGAAAGGACAUAACCCCUGGACCUCCCUCCACAGCGAUGUCGGAGCUCAGUGACGAAGCCAGUGAGCCAGAACUCCUGACCCGCAGCUUGUCGAUGUGGCAUGGGCCAGGUGCCCAGGUCAGCUGGGAGCAGCUGGCCAUCCCCUUGGAUCUCCAUACAGCUGCUUCCAUCGGCCAGUAUGAAGUGGUGAAGGAAUGUGUGCAGCGGAGAGAGUUAGAUUUGAAUAAGAAGAAUGGUGGUGGCUGGACCCCGCUGAUGUAUGCCUCCUACAUUGGACACGAUACCAUCGUGCACCUGCUGCUCGAGGCGGGGGUGAGUGUGAAUGUGCCGACCCCGGAAGGGCAGACUCCACUGAUGCUUGCUUCCAGCUGUGGCAACGAGAGCAUCGCCUACUUUCUCCUCCAGCAAGGCGCUGAGCUAGAAAUGAAGGACAUUCAAGGCUGGACUGCCCUCUUCCACUGCACCAGCGCAGGACAUCAGCAGAUGGUCAAGUUCCUUUUGGACAGUGGAGCAAAUGCCAACGUGAGGGAGCCAAUAUAUGGAUUCACCCCUUUGAUGGAAGCAGCUGCUGCUGGCCAUGAAAUAAUUGUGCAGUAUUUUCUGAAUCAUGGAGUCAAAGUGGACACGAGAGACCACAGUGGAGCCACAGCCCGAAUGCUGGCCAAGCAGUAUGGACACAUGAAGAUAGUGGGGUUGAUCGAUGCUCACUCGCUUUCUCUGCCCAAGAGCCUCUAUCGGAGCCCAGAAAAAUAUGAAGAUCUCAGCUCUUCAGAUGAAUCCUGCCCUGCUCCUCAGAGACAGAGGCCCUGUCGGAAGAAGGGCCUCAGCAUCCAUGAGGGGCCUCGGGCCUUGGCGAGGAUCACAGCCAUUGGACUUGGAGGCAAGAUCCAGCCGUCUUGCUAUGAGCAGGUGCCUCCACGGGGCUAUGUCACCUUCAACAGUAGUGAUGAGAACCCCCUGGAGGGAAGGGGCUUCUGCUACCGGGAUGUGACUUCCCCCAUCAACGACCGGGACGUGGAGAGCAGCAGCAGCAGCAGCCGGGAAGAGCAGGCCUUCUGUGCCCACCUUGGGGCUGUGCGGAGCAGCAGCAGCAGCGAGGGCCUGGCGAGAGCCCCGGGAGUCAGCAGCGAGGCCUCUUUGGAGAGCAAUGAGGACUCAGAUAAUGCACGCAAAAGCUCAGCUCGCAAGCAAACUAAAAGUUAUAUGAAGACCAAGAAUCGCUACAGCAACAGUGACAACCAAUGGCCUCCCAGCACUGGGACUUCCGGGGCGGCCUGUUCCCCAGGAUCUACCCCCCAGACUGAGAGGUUCCCCUAUUCAGGACCCCAGGACCUUGCCACACUGUUGGAGCAGAUAGGGUGUCUGAAGUACCUGCAGCUGUUUGAGGAACAGGACGUGGACCUUCGAAUCUUCCUGACCCUCACUGAGAGCGACCUGAAAGAAAUCGGCAUCACGUUGUUUGGACCCAAGAGGAAGAUGACUUCUGCCAUUGCCCGCUGGCACAGCAGUGCCCGCCCCCCCAGUGACGCCCUGGAGCUGGCCUACGCCGAUAGGCUGGAGGCUGAGAUGCAGGAGCUCGCCAUCCAGCUGCACAAACGCUGUGAGGAGGUGGAGGCCAUGCGGGGCCAGGUGUCCCAGGAGCAGGAGCUACGGGCUGUGGUGGAGAGCUGCCUCCUGGAGCAGGACAGCACCCGCAAGGACAUCCUUGCCCAGCUGCAGGAGACCUGGGCCCUGGCCCAGGAUGCUGCUCUCAUCCUGGACCAGCUACAAGCCUGUCAGGCUGAGCUCUCAGUCCGAGUGAAGCAAGACGAGUCCCCUCUGGGGGCCACCCUAGGCCCAGCCCUCCCUACAGCUGACUCCAAAGGCUGGCAGGCCUCCCUGCAGGCCCUGAGCCUCCCCCAGCUGUCGGGAGCAUUGGAGGACCGAGUCCAUGAGAUGGGGCGAGUGCUGUGCUCGGUGACCCAGGGCCUGGAGAAGCUGCAAACGCUGAAUGGGAAAGAGAACUGGCGGGAGCCUUAGUCUGAGGGAUGAAUCUGACGUUGGGUGACUGAUCCACCCUGAAGCUGUGUGCCCGGAAGACAGGAGGGCGGUGAGUGGGCAGUUGCAGCAGCCCAGGCCCCAGCUGGGGCCAGAGGAUCGGCCCUCGGGAGCAGCUGGCAGAGAGACAGGACCAGGCUGUGGCUGGUUCCAGGCAGCAAGGCCCCCACAGAAGCAGGACAAGGGCCUUGCCCUGAACCUGGUGGUAAGGCCCAGAGCAGACAGGACCUUGGGGAGAGAGGGUGUCCCCAUAUACCACAGGUGCCACUCAGAUUUGCCCUGAUGGGUGAGGACGGGCGUCUGGGCAGCAUGUCAUUUGCUGGAAAAUAAAAUGUAAGAUCAGCUGGUGA
Molecule: messenger RNA, 2794 nt
Organism: Myotis myotis
Lineage: Eukaryota; Metazoa; Chordata; Mammalia; Chiroptera; Vespertilionidae
Gene: ANKS3
Product: ankyrin repeat and sterile alpha motif domain containing 3
Exons: 18
Coding region: 444-2426 (660 amino acids)
Cellular component (GO): cilium
Molecular function (GO): protein binding
Source: RefSeq, a predicted model, not a curated record